AAAAGUUGCUUUGCUUUGUUCUUUCUUUUUCUGAAACAUCACUUUUUUUUUUGAAGUUUUUAAGAUUUGCAAACUUAAUUCCUUAGAAAAGAAUAUAUUCUUCUUCUGUAUAUAUAAAACGAUCAGCAAAAGGUUGUAUUGCUACUACACUUUCUAAUUUCUUGUUUGGUUUAUCAAUCAAAGCUUUUUAUAUAUAUGCCUAUCACUGCAGCUGGAAUCACUACGUUUUCACAGAGAUUACGACUAAUUAGGUCACAGAAAAUGAAACAAAUUAAAAGAAUGAUGAGCACGUUCUCAAGUUGGACCGAUAAGGAGGAAGAGGAGGAGGAGGAGAUAGAACAGAAGGGUGCGUGGUGGGUGCCACAUCCACGAACAGGAAUAUAUUUUCCAAAAGGGCAAGAAAGAGUGAUGGAUGACAUACCAAAUGGUGCAGCUUCUCUUCCUCAGACUUAUUGGCUAAGGAGUGAAGAUGGUGUUGACAAACCCGAACAGGAUUUCCACAUGGCUAAUUAUAGGCAACGUUAUUGAAACUAGCUAAUCUCUUGGUAGGGAGUGCUAUUUCUGAAUGAGCUCUUAGUCGACACAAAUUUAAAUUAGUUGGCCACUGAACAAUAGAUUAAGUAGAGGAAAUCUCUUUAGGUGUGGGAUCUUCCAAUAAUAACUAGUGCUCUUAUUGGUGUUAUAUACUAGUACUAGCACUAGCAUAUGGUAUAAUAAUACAAAUAAGACGUGUAGCAGAAUAAUGUAUUAUAACAAGAUUUCAGAAGUAAUCCAAUAUAUCCACGCAGGUUACUAAA
Molecule: messenger RNA, 797 nt
Organism: Capsicum annuum
Lineage: Eukaryota; Viridiplantae; Streptophyta; Magnoliopsida; Solanales; Solanaceae
Exons: 2
Coding region: 196-528 (110 amino acids)
Source: RefSeq, a predicted model, not a curated record